CCUCCAAAUCAUUAGACAGCUUAUCGUGCAAUUACAGUGUGAACUUUGACGUGCCAGGUGUGCGUCACGCGAUUCAAUUUUUAGUAUAAUUGUAAAUUAAAUUAUAAACAUCUAGAAGAAAACAAUUCCUCAUUAAAUUGUCCGACCACCGUUCCUCUUAUUUCGGCGAGAUGACUUAUAUGAAUUCUUGGGAAGAAUUUGAGAAAGGAGCAGAGAGGUUAUACCUUCAAGAUCCAUUAAAGGCUCGAUACUCCAUGAAGUAUUCUCACAAUAAAGGUUACUUGUCUCUCAAGCUUACGGAUGACCGAACGUGUAUACAGUACAAAACAGAGAUAGCUCAAGAUUUAAAAAAGAUGGAGAAAUUUAUAGGUAAUCUGAUGAGACAUAUGGCGUCAAAGGACAAUUGAAACUGGGGUUGUUGUUCUAGGGAUACAUAUAUAUAUAUUUUAUAAAUAAAUCAAAUAAAUCAUUUAUACGUCAGAUUCAGAGCUCAAA
Messenger RNA from Venturia canescens, 495 nucleotides. It is a transcript of the gene Srp9, whose product is annotated as signal recognition particle 9. Bases 171 to 407 code for a protein of 78 amino acids. Gene Ontology annotation, molecular function: 7S RNA binding. Gene Ontology annotation, cellular component: signal recognition particle, endoplasmic reticulum targeting. Gene Ontology annotation, biological process: SRP-dependent cotranslational protein targeting to membrane; negative regulation of translational elongation. The record is from RefSeq and is a predicted model, not a curated record. The transcript has 3 exons. NCBI's taxonomy places the organism in Eukaryota, Metazoa, Arthropoda, Insecta, Hymenoptera, Ichneumonidae.